Molecule: messenger RNA, 4295 nt
Organism: Plectropomus leopardus (leopard coralgrouper)
Lineage: Eukaryota; Metazoa; Chordata; Actinopteri; Perciformes; Serranidae
Gene: cntn1b
Product: contactin 1b
Biological process (GO): brain development; cell-cell adhesion; axon guidance
Cellular component (GO): plasma membrane; axon
Molecular function (GO): cell-cell adhesion mediator activity
Source: RefSeq, a predicted model, not a curated record
UGUGGGGCGAUGCGGUUCGGGUCCAGGUGUGCCAUGCGGACGGUGCACUGAAAUUCCCCCCAUUCUGCCUUAAAGUUCAUGUCCUGUCCAUCCACUUCUUGUUUGAGUCCCUCUGCCCAUUAGCCAAACUCACGUUACUCCAAUAACUCAGUCUGUUGACCGUCAUGGCUUCCACUGCUUUGCUGUUCCUGGCCCUCUCCUCCUCUGUCUCACUCACAGUGGCAGUCCUGUUUGGCGAGCCAAGAAUCUAUGGAGAUGAUGCUACUGGAUAUGGCCCCAUCUUUGAGGAGGAGCCUGUGGAUGUGGUCUACACUGAAGACUCACCAGAUGGGAGAAUCUCCAUGAACUGCAGAGCUCGAGCGAACCCACCUGCUUCAUACAGGUGGCGCCGUGAUAACUGGGAAAUCAAGCUAAUGGAGCAGCCAGACGAGCACUACAGCCUAGUGGGGGGAAACCUGGUCAUCACCAACCCCAAACAGAAGAAACAUGCUGGGACGUACGUCUGUGUGGCCAAAAAUGUUUAUGGCACCGUCAUCAGCAAGGAGGCCAGGGUGAAGUUUGGAUUUUUGGAGGAGUUUCCCCAGGAAGAAAGAGACCCAGUGUAUGUCAAAGAAGGACAGGGUGCUGUUCUGCUAUGUGCUCCUCCAAAAGCCUGGCCACAGGAGGUGACCUACCGCUGGAUCUUCAAUGAGUUCCCAGUUUUCCUGUACACAGAUCGCCGUCGGUUUGUUUCCCAGAAGACAGGCAACCUGUAUAUAGCCAAAGUGGAAGCUCAGGAUGCAGGAAACUACUCGUGCUUUGUUUCCAGCCCCGUCAUUGGGAAGAGCGUCUUCUCAAAGUUCAUCCCCCUCAUCCCCUCACCCCCUGAUGAUGGUGAGGAGAGAAAGUACCCAGCAGACAUCAGAGUGAAGUUUCCAGAUACGACGGCCAUGCUGGCCUCUAAUAUUACAUUGGAGUGCUUUGCUCUUGGAAAUCCCAUCCCUCAUAUUGUUUGGAGGAAGGUGGACUCCACAGAUCUCCCAGCAAAUCAUGAGAUCAGUGAGUCAGGAGCUGUGCUUCAUCUGUACAAUGUACAGUACGAAGAUGUUGGAGCAUAUGACUGUGAAGCCAUCAACACUAAAGGAAAGGACUGGCACAAGGCCUGGCUGUAUGUGGAGUCUGCUCCAGAGUGGGCAGAAACCAUCAACAAUACUCAGAUCGACAUCGGCUCAGAGCACACCAUGCGCUGUGUAGCAUCAGGGAAGCCAUUCCCUUUCAUCCGCUGGUACAAAGAUGGCUAUAUGUAUGGAAAGGGGGAACUGAAGUUCUCCAGUCUCACUUUUGAUGACUCAGGAAUGUACCAGUGUAUUGCUGAGAACUACUGGGGCAUCAAAUACGCCAACGCUGAGCUGCGAGUCAUCGCCUGUGCUCCUACGUUCGAGUUUAACCCUGUUAAGAAGCAGCUCCUUGGAGCCGAAGACGGCCGUGUAGUGAUCGAGUGUAAACCCCGAGCUGCUCCGAAACCGCGGUACACUUGGACAAAGGGCAAAGAGCUCCUUUUCAACAAUUCGCGGAUUUCCAUCCUGCCUGAUGGGAGUCUGGAGAUUCUCAACGCCACCAUUAAUGAUGAAGGCGUGUACACAUGCUUUGCUGAGAAUAACCGAGGAAAGGCCAGCAGCUCUGGCACUCUCACCAUCACAGAGGCCACUAGCAUCAUAGAACCGCCCGAAGACUCUGAGGUGAAGGUCGGUGAUGAGAUGAUUCUGAGGUGCGCUGCUUCAUACGACCCCAUGCUGGACAUUGCAUACAUCUGGUCCAUAGACUUCAGAGUCAUUGACUUUGACGCUGAGUGGCAACACUAUGAACGUGUUUUGAGAGACGAUGGAAGCGGGGACCUGAGAAUAAAGAAUGUCCAGAUUUGGCACGAAGGUCGCUACCACUGCACGGCUCAGACAGUGGUGGACAGCGAUACUGCAUACGCUGACCUCAAGGUUGUAGGUGUUCCCGGGCCUCCCGGUGUAAUCCGGAUAGAAGAGAUUGGGGACACAUGGGUGAAGCUGUUGUGGUCUAAAGGAUCAGACCAUAACAGCCCCAUUCUCUCCUACACCAUUCAGACCAGACACUACUGGGCCCUAUAUGAAGACGACUGGAGGGACGCAACCACCAGUCCAACGUUACUUGAUGGCAAUGCAGAGAGGGCAGAAGUGACAGAUCUGUAUCCCUGGAUGGAGUAUCAGUUCAGGAUUAUUGCCACCAAUGAGUAUGGCUCUGGAGAGGCCAGCAUCCCAUCUCUAAAGAUCAAAACCUGGGAUGCUGCUCCUGUGGUUUCUCCCACUGAUGUGGCGGGUUAUGGAGGUAGAAAUGGCGAGAUUGUCAUCACAUGGACUCCUGUGCAGCCGUGGUAUUUCUACGGCAAAAAGUUUGGCUACAUUGUGGCCUUCAAGCCUCACGAUGCUUACGACUGGUGGUAUGAGACCAUUUCAGAUCCUGAGACGAGGCGUUAUGUCCACAGGGACUCCUAUUUUAUUCCCACUGAUGAAGAUUUCCAGGUCAGAGAGUUUCAGGUGAAGAUCAAGUCAUUUAAUUUGAAAGGAGACGGACCAUACAGCCUCACCAAGGUCAUUUACUACCCAAGAGAUGUACCUACGGAGUCUCCAACAGAUGUCUAUGCCAGGCCGGUGUCCUCCACUGAAGCUCUGGUGUGGUGGUUACCAGUGGUUGACACUGGUACAGGCCUGCAGCAGUACAUUGAAGGAUACCAGGUCAAAUACUGGAGAAAGUAUGAUGAUCCAGAGCCCGGAGCAAACCGAAUAUUUGUUUCAGCUUCAGUCAACCAGACCAGGUUGGAGAACAUGCUGCCAGACUCGCACUACCUGAUUGAGGUCCGUGCCUUCAACGGAGCUGGCCUGGGACCCCCUGGUGAACACUGUGAGAUGUUCACAAAGAGGCCGCCACCACCAGAUCCUCCCAGGAUGUGGAAAUAUGUUACCUGGACAGGACAGUGGUUGUAUGUGUGGUGGGAUCACAUCCAGUAUGACUGGUUUGGCAAUAUCUCCUUCCCACUCUACUACAAGGUCAUGUUCAGAAAGACGGGCUACAUCUAUGGCAAAGUCUACAUCACUGGCUGGCAUUUCAUGGACUUCCCCAUGCCUCAGACUGGAGACUAUGAACUUAUGGUACGCGGCCGUUAUGAAGGAGGGGACGGCCCAAUCAGGAAGAUUAGUAUUAAGGGUAAAGCAUCAGUGAUCACACCAAUGGUAAACCUGGUGUCUUUGGUGCUGCUGGCGCUGUGCAUCGUGGGAUUGCAAAUUUAAGCCGUGCUGCAAGCGACAUGUAUAUAAUAGACUCUGGGAAGUGAAUCUGUGGAUAGAGAUCCAGUCUCACACUCCUCACACUGAUAGUUGAGAUCAUACAUCAUGUAUCAGUUCUGUUGUAACACAACACAGGAAGUUGUUUUUCACAAUAAAAGCACUGGGUAUUUGCCCUGACACUUUUUAUGGACUUAUUUCAUCUUCUAAAUGAUCUGCAACAGCAGUGAACUGUGUAGAACCCCCAAAUCAGCCAAAUCUGAAUGUCUAAACUUAAGAUAAAACACUUUCAAAUCCAGAUAUUCACACCAAAGUCAGAGCCAAAACGGAUAUAGAUGGAUGACAUUUGUUGAUAUAAUUAAGCUCCCAAAACACUAUGUUCAGCUAGAAGUAAAAGCAUCCAGAAAAGUAAUUUUUAAGUUGUUUCUGAAUGUAUAAAAAGUUCUAUCACUACUACCUUAUUCCAUUUCCUGUUCCAUCAUUCAACUUUCUAUAAUCACUACUUCCUGUUUGGAGCUGAAAUGAGCUGGACAAACAUUACCAAGGUAGAAUUUACCCCUUAAAAUGGGGGAAUGUUAUUUAUAACAAGCACUAUAAAUCUCUCAGAUGGUCAAGCUAUUAAUGUUAUGUAAGCUUGUGUGAUAAUCGCUGUUUGGUUUGGAAUGAGCAGGGACUGUAAAGAUUUUAUGAACUUUUCGUUUGAGCACAUGCAGCAUAUUCACUUUUGUUUAACUUUUUCAGAAUGAUUUUCUAAAUAUUCAACAGUGCUGUGUACAAGGACAGAUGUUAAUUUAUGUUAUCGGCAUAAGAAUCAUGUGCAUAGUUGUAGUUUGAGUUCUAGCUGCAACACUGAAAGCCAUACAUCGACAACAACAACAUUUUGAUUUCCGAAAGUGACAAUGUAAUAUUUGAAUGAACCAUGAGGCCAUGGUUGGACGGAAGCUGCUGUAUAUCACAUAAAUGUAUGCUAAUUUCCUUAAUGUCAGGCUGCGAAUCCAUUAAACAGAG